ACGCCGGAAGUCCGCGUCAUUGGUCCGCGCGGCUGGGACUCCGGCGUCGAUUCUCCUGGAGCUCAGUGCUGCAGCUCUCCUCUCUCCCUCUCAGUGGGAGCCCAAAGGGAUCGGACCAACCAAGGCCGGGUACCAUGACGACCCUGGAUGACAAGUUGCUGGGGGAGAAGCUGCAGUACUACUACAGCACCAGUGAGGAUGAGGACAGUGACCAUGAAGACAAGGAAGGAGGCGGAGGUCCCCCGGCAAGUGGUUCUGUGCCUCCAGAGGCAGAGAUGGCAGGCGAAUGUAUCUCAGUGAAUACAGGCCCAAAAGGUGUUAUCAAUGACUGGCGUCGCUUCAAGCAGUUGGAGACCGAGCAGAGGGAGGAACAGUGCCGGGAGAUGGAGAGGCUGAUCAAGAAGUUGUCCAUGACUUGCAGGUCCCAUCUAGAUGAAGAGGAGGAGCAACAGAAGCAAAAGGACCUCCAGGAGAAGAUCAGUGGGAAGAUGACUCUGAAGGAGCUUGCUAUGAUGAGCGAGGACCAGGAUGAUCAAGAAUUUCUGCAGCAGUACCGGAAGCAGAGGAUGGAAGAGAUGCGACAGCAAUUUCAUAAGGGGCCCCAGUUCAGGCGGGUUUUUGAGAUCACCAGUGGAGAAGGGUUUUUGGACAUAAUUGAUAAAGAACAGAAGAGCACUCUCAUCCUGGUCCACAUUUACGAGGAUGGCAUUCCAGGCACCGAAGCCAUGAAUGGUUGCAUGAUCUGCCUUGCCACGGAGUACCCAGCUGUCAAAUUUUGCCGGGUGAAGAGCUCAGUUAUUGGGGCCAGCAGUCGGUUCACCAGGAAUGCCCUUCCUGCCCUGCUCAUCUACAAGGGGGGUGAAUUGAUUGGCAAUUUUGUUCGCGUCACUGACCAGCUGGGAGAGGAUUUCUUUGCUGUGGACCUUGAAGCUUUCCUACAGGAGUUUGGAUUACUCCCAGAAAAAGAAGUCUUGGUGCUGACGUCUGUGCGUAACUCUGCCACCUGCCACAGUGAGGAUAGCGAUCUGGAAAUAGAUUGAGCUGAUAAUCUGGCUGCAUAGAUUCCUUGUGGUUAGGCUGGAAGACACAUGUCUGUGUUUAUUUUUGCUCCUUCCUGUAUAUUCUGGCUUUCCAGCUGUUCUUUAUAGUCCCUUUAUUAUGUGGAAAGUCAAGAAAUUCCUGGAUUAAAUCAGAAUGCUGAAUCACCUUGCAGCUAGCAAUACAGUGACAUCAAAUCAUAUAAACAGGAAGCCAGACUUUUGAGCUGUUUACUUAAGAUUCUCUGGCAUUACAUCUCUGUUGUUGUUUCCAGUCAAUAUUUACACAGGCAAUGUCCUACAAAUUGUCUGUUGGUGACCUAGAGGUCUCUGCCAGGUCUGAGAGUAGAAUUCCCUAGUUAGUAUGUUAUGUGCAAUUUAAUCAAUGUAAUCACAUGAUUAUAAAUUAUAUUUACUUGUAAUCAUCCAAAGCAGUUAGAUCCCUUCCCCUGGCCCCCAGAUGCUCUUCUCUACCAGGGUCUUACUCAAAGGUUCCAGACAAAGUAGAGGUGUAGCUCAGUGGCAGAGUACUUGCCUAGUGUGCACAAGGCGCUCUGUUGGAGGCAGAAGAUGCCUGCUACCUGUCAGGACUGGGGACCUUGGCUUCUGGAGUCUGUCCUGCUCAGCAUUGUGGCUACUGGGAGACAGCCUCUUAUUGACCCAACAUUGGAGCUGUGGUGCCGCUGGAAAGCUUGUUCACAUAGGACUUUUCAAUCUUGCUAAUAGCUAUGAUGUCUGUCUUGGUUAUUUAAUAAGUUAACUUUUUAUUUAAUGGAUUUUUAAAAAAACUUUGUUUUUGCAUAUUGGAAAAACAUUCAUAUUCAGUAGGGGGAAAUUGGCCAAAAUGCAGAUGCCAAAAAUAACAAAAUUAGAAUAAUCUCUAAUCCUACCACCUAAACACUUAUUAAUAUUUUGGUAUAUUUUUUACUAAGGUAUUUUCUAUGCAUACAUGUAGAUGUUUUGUUUGUCUUUAAGCAAAGCAUUGGGAUCAUUCUGAACAUACUGUUUUAGAGUAUGGCCAGCUAAUAAUAUAUCAUUUUUUUAUAUUAUUAAAUACUCUUCUAUAGCAUCUAAAAAUAGCCAUGUAUUUCAUUGCAUAGACAUGCUGUACUUUGCUUGGUGGUUGUCUCAGAAAUACAGAAAACUUUUUUUAUUAAGAAAGUCAUAGUUCAUGGAAGAGCCAUGUAAUAAAAACUAUUAAGCUGAAAAGAGAUUUUAAAAGCCAUAAUUCCUCUAAUCAGAAUUAAUCCUUGUAUCACUUUUACAGCUAUCUAGUCUUUUUUGUGUGUAUAUUUAUAAUAAUGAUUAUCAUUGGAUUUUUUUUUUCAUUUCUUACAUGAAAUGUAUGCCCCCGGGUUGGGGAAAUGUAAUCUGGAAUUAAAUACUAGCUUUAAAACUUAUGGCUUUGGUGUUUUGGGCUGUUCAGAUAUUGACCAACUGGAAAAGAAUCUUGAAAAUACCUGGCUAUGUUUAUUCAA
Perognathus longimembris pacificus (Pacific pocket mouse) is the source of this 2515-nucleotide messenger RNA. RefSeq names its product phosducin like (gene Pdcl). The transcript has 4 exons. Gene Ontology annotation, biological process: regulation of G protein-coupled receptor signaling pathway. NCBI's taxonomy places the organism in Eukaryota, Metazoa, Chordata, Mammalia, Rodentia, Heteromyidae. The record is from RefSeq and is a predicted model, not a curated record. Bases 135 to 1040 code for a protein of 301 amino acids.